Molecule: messenger RNA, 557 nt
Organism: Armigeres subalbatus
Lineage: Eukaryota; Metazoa; Arthropoda; Insecta; Diptera; Culicidae
Product: endocuticle structural glycoprotein ABD-5-like
Exons: 3
Coding region: 143-505 (120 amino acids)
Cellular component (GO): chitin-based extracellular matrix
Molecular function (GO): structural constituent of chitin-based larval cuticle
Source: RefSeq, a predicted model, not a curated record
AGGCCUUUCGGUGUACCUUGGUUUAUGAAACGACAGAAAUACACGGUUCACAAGGACAAUUUAGUCAGCAUAUACUUGAUUGUUGUUUUCGGCAUCAGACAGUUUGGUUUCGGCUCAGUAGCUGAUUGGAAGUUUACUUGAGAUGGGAUGCCAAUUGAUAUUCAUGAUGGCCCUGAUAUUGGCAGCUGCCAAUGUAGUAUCACCUUCGGAUAGUUCCGGAGCGACUAUUGUUCGAAAGGAAUUUGUGAGAACAGAAGACGGCUAUACAUUCGAAUUUGAAACAAGCGAUGGUCAGAAAAGACGUGAAGAAGGUAAACUGGUAACCGAUGAUGCCGGAAAUCAAUACAUGAAGGUUCAAGGAUCAUUUAGUUACACAGCACCCGAUGGGAAAAUCAUCAACGCGAUUUAUGAGGCUGACAAGGAUGGAUAUAAGUUAACACCGGCUGUAGAAUUACCAAAACCGCUUGGAAUUCCAAGCAGUGCCUUACUUUCCUUAGUCGGUUGAUUACACUAAUUUAUUAUACAAAGCACACAAUAAAGCAAUACAACAAAUUCCA